Puccinia graminis f. sp. tritici CRL 75-36-700-3 is the source of this 928-nucleotide messenger RNA. RefSeq lists its product as uncharacterized. Lineage: Eukaryota; Fungi; Basidiomycota; Pucciniomycetes; Pucciniales; Pucciniaceae. The record is from RefSeq and is a predicted model, not a curated record. The coding region runs from base 129 to 527 and encodes 132 amino acids. The transcript has 3 exons.
CGCAAGACCACUUCCUCUCGAGAUUCCCCCCAACCUGCACUCAUUCUGAUUUUCCUGUCAAUAUUUUUCCCAGUCCAAUUAUAUUAAUUCCAACCCUUCCACCAAGGAACCCAACACCAACGACAGUCAUGCACUUCUCCAUCUUGCUUUUAUUUCUCGCCGUGAGCUUGAUCCACCAGGGCCAAGCCGAAAGCUCUGCGCAAGACGAAAAACCAUACCCGGUCCGUAAUUGCGAAGAGGAGGAUCGCUUCAUACUCUUGUGCGCCAGACCGGUGAAGCCUGAGGAUAACUUGAAAACUGCAGAAGGAUUGAUGGUGGAGAAGGCCCCCUUGAUUCCAGGCCACGAACGACGUCUCUGCAAUAUCCUCCCGAUCAGUGGCAAUAUGGCCACCCGCGGCUAUUGCUGCCCUCUAAAUCCCUAUGGGCGUCCAGACAAUGCCGGCGCUAAACCCGAGUUCCAAUUCAAACUCGAAAAGGAUUGCAAGCGCGUCAGAAUCAAUUGGCCCAAGAUGGCACCCAAGAUAUGAUCUUUCCCCCCCCCCCCCCCACGGAACCAAAAAAUAAUCACUUCGUGCGCUCAUAUCAUUAGACCGAAACCGAGGCGUGUUACUAUCAUUGCUCAAGUCUAAAGACGCAGACAAAUUCUACCCUCCCACUGUACCUAAAGUGUCAAAUAAUUAUCGUCAAAAAAUUAUCUUUUGUGAAUAGCAUAAAUAUGCAACUCACCGGAUCAGCCCCACAUAACUCCAACCCAUUCACACACACAUUGUUUCCCCCCUAGCGGCCAAGAUAACGCUCCACUUUUAUCUAAAUAAUCUUACCCACCCAAUCCUUUUUUUUUUUUUUAAUUCUCAACCGAAUUAGUACUAGUAGUCAUAAAUUUUGUACCGAUUCUAAGUAAGAAAAAAACGAAAUAAUUUGACCUCAG